AUGGCAAAUCUUGUUCUGAAAUUCCCCAACAACUUGAAGAGCUUCUCUGUAUCAGCUUCUGCUUCCUCUAAUGGAUCUCCUCCUGGCGUGCAUCAAUCUAAAGGACCGGUGAUUCUUGAACUUCCCCUCGAUAGAAUUCGGAGACCCCUUAUGCGUACAAGAGCUAAUGAUCCCCAGAAGGUGAAGGAACUUAUGGAGAGUAUCAGUGAGAUUGGGCUCCAAGUACCAAUUGACGUGCUGGAUGUUGAUGGCGAAUACUAUGGUUUUUCGGGUUGUCACCGUUAUGAGGCUCACCAGAAGCUAGGACUCCCAACUAUCCGUUGCAAAGUUCGUCGGGGGACAAAAGAAACUUUGAGGCAUCACCUACGGUGA
Molecule: messenger RNA, 372 nt
Organism: Fraxinus pennsylvanica
Lineage: Eukaryota; Viridiplantae; Streptophyta; Magnoliopsida; Lamiales; Oleaceae
Source: the annotation of a GenBank genome assembly